Molecule: messenger RNA, 1082 nt
Organism: Bicyclus anynana (squinting bush brown)
Lineage: Eukaryota; Metazoa; Arthropoda; Insecta; Lepidoptera; Nymphalidae
Product: ribonuclease H2 subunit B
Exons: 5
Coding region: 114-1046 (310 amino acids)
Biological process (GO): RNA catabolic process; ribonucleotide metabolic process
Cellular component (GO): ribonuclease H2 complex; nucleoplasm
Source: RefSeq, a predicted model, not a curated record
CAAUUGGACUUGUUUUUUUUAGCGGGAAAGGGAAAUAAUUUUUGGUAAAUAUUUAUAUUAUUUAAUUUAGAAUAGAAUCACAAUCUAAAUGUGAAUUAAAUUAACUAUAUAAAAUGGGCACGAGAUCAAAAAAAAAGGCGUUAAUUUCGGACACAAAAGAUUCAAUUAUAAGGAAACGCGUAGAGAACUCUUGGAUCCUGUUUAUCAAAGAAUCAUUGCUGGAUAAUGAUAACUUUAGAAUUGUCACACUGCCACAUCCAGCGCAUGGGAAUCCAGCAAAAUAUGUUCUGGAUAAUCUUCAUCAUAAAAUGUAUGAGGUUGUUACCUUCAGUGAGCCAUACAGAUCCUGGUUCAUUGAUGAUACAGUGAAGUCUGAUGGCAGUGUUAUGAUGGUGACACCGUUUAAUCCAUUGUUUUUAGUUUUACCAAGAUUGAGAGAACAGUGUGCAAACAGAGCUAUACCUCUGGAAGAUUUAUUAUCAGAGAAGGGUUUUGACAAAAUCUUGGAUUUCAUCCCAAAUUUAGAUGCUGUCGCAGAUUUAAAGGGUCCACAAGAUAUAAAAGCAUAUAAAUAUAAUGAAGAAAAGACAUUAAAUUGGUUGGAAAACAAAAUACGUAAAUUGGCUGUUGUGUUGAGAGAAAAAAAUGUCCAUGUAACAUCUGGAGCGGUGUCAGCAACCUUUGUAUCAAGCAAUGUCAACAAUGAAAAUAUUGACGAUGAGUUUUACCUAAGAUAUGCUCAUGGGAUGAUAUCAGACUAUAUUGAACAAGAUAUUGCUGAUCUUCUGGAAAAGAAAUUUGAUUUUAAGGCUGAGCAAAUUGAAUAUGUUGGCAACAAAAGAAAAUCUGAUGCAGAAGCAGAAGCAGUGAAUAAAAGAGUUAAACUAGAUUUGACUUUAAAUGAAGAAUCUGAAAACAUAAAACUCAAUUUAAAUAACACAACAACAGAAAUUAAAAAGGAAAAGCCGUUGACAGCAAAAGAAAAAGCUAGACAAAAAGCAGCUAGUAAAACUAAAACUAUUUCAUCAUUUUUUUGUAAAAAGUGAUAAAAAAUGUAUUGAUUAAAUAAUUUUAUUUAUAAU